Molecule: messenger RNA, 5502 nt
Organism: Arctia plantaginis
Lineage: Eukaryota; Metazoa; Arthropoda; Insecta; Lepidoptera; Erebidae
Source: the annotation of a GenBank genome assembly
AUGCUAGCUACGAAAUGCGGAGAAAAGGAGGCGAGCGAACUGGACUGCGUAGCAGUAGGUAGCAAACUGCGGGGCGCGAUGGGGACCAGACCUCCGGCCAAAUUUUGGCCGCAGCUCUGGGCUACCGUUGUCAGAAACCUACUGCUCAAGAAGCGAGAUACCAGAAAAACCCUUGCUGAGGUGCUCGUCCCUUUAUAUUCUCUGGGCGUCUUAAUAUUCCUGAAAAUGUUAAUGCCAAACCCCAACUUUCCGGAGGUGCGGAAGCCAGGCCAGUUGUUAAGGAUCCACCACGAUGCAUUCCCUGAAAACCAUUCCGUCGCUGUAGUAGCAGAUUGGCUAAAUGCCAACGGGACUAUGGGUUUCCUUGAUGAAAUAAACGCUAUGCUGGCGGAGUCUCAUCAACACCCGAUCAGAUGGAUCAAAUACAACAACACAACUGAACUGAACGACGCGUACCACAAUGACGCUAAGAGUUUUCCCAUCGCUGUCAUCUUCCACACUGACCCCACCUCUACCACCGACCCUCUCAGAUACACCAUCCGAACAAAUCCGUCGCAUAUUGGAACACCUUCAACGCGCACGCUUAUGACCUCACCAGCUAAGUGCAGAGAGAGAAAUGCCGUGAAAGACCAGCCCUUCGACUGGUCACGCGGUGGCCAACUUAUUCCGCUCUCCGAGAUGCAUCGUGAAGACACCUGUCCCGUAUUGCAGUACUAUUACUCUGGAUUCCUAGCAUUGCAGACACUCAUAGAUUACAUCAAAAUUAAGGUGGACACUAAUGCAGCAAUUCCGCCUCCCCGUAUCGACCUUCGGCAAUUUCCAAAACGCCAGCACACAGGUGACUGGUUGGUUAUCUUUAGAGUCAUAAUGCCCAUGUACAUGGUGAUGACUUUAUCGCAGUUCAUCACAUACUUGCUCAUGCUCGUCGUUGGAGAGAAGGAGAAGAAGAUCAGAGAGGGUAUGAGGAUUAUGGGCUUAAAGGAUUCGGCUUAUUGGGGUUCCUGGUUCCUGAUAUAUGCGGUUUUCGUCACCAUAUUGUCGCUGGUCAGCACAGUGCUAUUAUUUACUUUAAAGGUGUUCCAGCACUCGUCUUACAUCCUAAUAUUUCUGUUAAUGCUACUAUUUGGCUUUUCAAUAAUCACGUUGGCCUUUAUGUUCACGCCGUUCUUCGAUCGAGCCAGGACGGCGGGCAUCCUGGGCAGUUUUGCUGUAAACUUGAUGAGCGGAUUAUAUUUCAUACAAGUGUUUGUGUCUAAUGCAGACUCUCUUGCAUUCUGGUUUGUCUCGCUCAUAAACUCUAGCUGCUACGCGCUAGCCAUGGAUAAGGCUCUCGUCUUAGACAUGGCAGGCAAUGGUGUGACCUGGGAAAACUUAUGGAGUGGACCGGGGGUACCGUUUGGAGGAAGCCUCAUCAUGUUAGCAAUAGACACUGUUUUGUAUGGAUUAGCUGCGUACUGGCUUGAUGCUGUUAUUCCCAGUGAAUACGGUACCAAACAGAAGCCCUGGUUUUGCCUGAUGCCCUCUUACUGGCUUGGCAGUCGCCGUGGCCGUGUCUCCGCAGUUCACUUCCACUCUAAUGGAGAUGCAGCACACAACAAGGAUGUAGAACCCGUAUCUAGAGAACUGCAAGACAAAGAAGCAAUCCGUAUCGUUGGUCUACAGAAAAGUUUUCGCCACUGCCGUCGUCCAGAAAUUAAGGCCAUUGAUGGCAUCGACUUGAGCAUCUACGAAGGCCAGAUCACGGCUGUGCUGGGCCACAAUGGAGCUGGCAAGUCCACGCUCUUUAACAUCCUGACUGGACUAACAGCACCCACAGCUGGAACUGCCUACGUUUACGGACUGGAUAUUAGGGACCCUAAUGACAUGCACGAGAUUCGCCAGAUGAUUGGUGUUUGUCCACAACAGGAUGUACUGUUUGAUCUCCUAUCAGUCAAGGAACAUCUGCAGUUUUUCGCUGCAGUCAAGGGGAUUCCUCGCAAAAGAAGAUCAGAAGAAAUACACAAAGCACUGUCAGAAGUUGGUUUGCUGGAUCAAUCCGGUGUAUUUUCUAAGCACCUCUCUGGAGGGCAGAAGCGGAAACUUAGCAUAGCCAUCGCUUUUAUCGGGGAUCCUAAGAUAAUCAUCCUAGACGAACCAACAGCCGGCGUAGAUCCAGUAUCAAGGAGACAGACUUGGCGAAUUUUACAAAGAGCUCGCCAUGGGAAGGUACUACUGCUAACCACGCACUUCAUGGACGAAGCGGAUAUAUUAGGAGAUAGGAAAGCAGUCAUAAGUAAAGGCAGAGUUCGAUGUGCAGGCACUUCGUUGUUCUUGAAAAAUAAAUUUGGUAUUGGUUACCAUUUAACAUUAGUUUUGGAUGGAGCAUGUCGUGAGCACCAAAUCACCAGGCUAGUGCGAGGCCACGUACCUAGAGCUGAAAAGGCCCGACGUCAUGGACGUGAGCUCUCUUACAUCUUGCCACACUACGCUGUCCAUCUGUUUCCACCGUUGUUCAAUGCCAUCGAACACGAGAUUAAAGAGAAGACCAACAGACUUGGAAUCACCAGCUACGGUGUAUCUAUGACGACUCUAGAGGAGGUGUUUCUAAGUUUGGAAGGUGAAAAUGCUGAAGAAAUAGAAGCAGUUGAAGGAGUUUCAUCGGUGAAGUUAGUGAGAGCCCGAGCCUUAUCCAGGAGUUUAUCGCUGCAGAGCAAGACACUUAGUUAUCAGGAAUUAAACGACAAAGACCCACAGAAAACGACGUCACUGCCCACACCACCUGCGUCACACGCUUUACAUUCCACAACACAUGGUGUUGAACAUGUCAAGGUGACUCCGGAGGUACCAAUUUCAGUGGAUGCUUUAGGUGAGAUAGUUAAAACCAACCCAUCAUGCUGGAGAACGUUUUGCGCCCUAGUCUACAUCAGGACAGUGAGGAUGAUCAGGGACCCUUAUAAGCUAUACGUCAUGAUCUUCAUGCCUAUUAUAUCCUGUGCGAUUGGCCUGUACGUGAAGUCGCGGCAAAUUGUCUUUUUUCGCAUGCAACCACUUACAUUGGAUCCUAACGCUUACUUCAACAAAACUCCUAUAGCCCUCUUCAGUGAACAAGACAAUUACAAAGAGCUAAUGGACCUUAGAGAGUCCUUGGAAAGUUUAGGAGCGUAUCCUAUAGUAGACUUUGAUGGGAAUUUCUCCAGCCUUCUUAAUAUGGAGAAUUUCGGAGCCUUCAGUAUUAAGGAUAGUUUAAUACCAUACGGGAAGAUCAUGGCAUACUACAAUAGUACCUUCACUCACAGUUUACCUAUCAUCGUCAAUUUGUUGGAUAACAGUGUGUUUAGAGUCUUAAUGUCAACAUCAGGAUUAAUAGAGAACUUCAAACCCAUUGAGGUGUUAACACACCCUUUCCAGCAGACAGAACAACAAGAGGAGUUCAACGUUGGAAACGUUAUCUGUGCUAUAUUCAUGGGCAUGAUCUUUGCUCUAGUCCCUGUCACUCUUGCUGUGGAUAUUGUGUAUGAUAGAGAGAUAAAAGCAAAGAACCAACUGCGAGUGAAUGGCCUAUCAAUGAGCAUGUACUUCCUGACAUAUUUCACUAUAUUAAUCUUCAUCAUGAUCAUUACCAGUGCCGGAGUUCUCGUUUUGGUUAUACUCAAUGAUAUCCCCAGCUUGACAAAUGGCUCAGCAAUCACCAUGCUGUCAGGUCUCCUGCUACUCUAUAGUCCGUCCGCCAUCUUGUUUAACACUUGUCUCUCAUAUGUGUUCGACAAAAUGGAUUCCGCACAGAGCAUCAUGCCAAAUAUUACAACCUGGGUCGGUGUUAUACCAUUUAUAUUGGUGGCGGUGCUUGAUACUUUUAAAUGGGGUAGCGACAUUGCGUUCUACUUGCACCUAGUCUUCAGUUUCUUAGACGUCAUGUACAUCCCAUACGCAAUCAUAUAUUACGUUGAUAGGGUGUACCUGACAUGCAACCUGCGCGGCUUGUGCACAACGCCGGCGAUGAGCAGCUACUUCACAGCGGAGGUGUGGGUGCUGGUGGUGGCCAUGUUGCUGCACGUGCCGCUGUGCGGCGCCGCUCUCCUCGCAGCGGACAGGCUCAAAUCCACCGGCCGGAUAUGUCCUCGAAAACGCACGGGCUCAGCAGAAGGCGGUGAUGCUGAAGCGGAUGCAGGAGGUGACGGGGCUGAAGAUGAAGACGUGAGAAGAGAGCGCCGAAGGGUUGCUAAUAUACUGAACCAACCCAAAAACAAUGCACCGCCGCUUGUAGUGCAUAACCUUCGAAAAGAAUACAAAGUACGUGGUACUGGCAGCGGUGGGUCCUGCUUUGCACAGGAAGAAGAUUCGUCGUCCAGAGUUAGAUCUCGUUUUGUAGGAUUAUCUAGACUUAGUCUAGCUGUUGAGGGAGGCGAGGUGUUCGGUCUUCUCGGGCACAAUGGGGCUGGAAAAACUACCACAAUGAAGAUUAUCACAGCAGAGGAGUGUCCUACAAAUGGCACGGUGAUGUUGGGGAGUCAAAACAUAGAUGACUCUCAGACGUCGGCGUUCCAAAUGCUGGGCUACUGCCCGCAGCACGACGCUCUCUGGAAGAACGUCACCAUUCGUGAGCAUAUCGAGUGCUACGCUGCAAUAAGGGGAGUCAGCAAACAGGAUACUCCUAGGAUUGUAGAUGCAUAUUUGAACGGCCUACAAAUAAUGGAGCACGCGAACAAGAACGCUGACGAAUGCUCGGGAGGCACAAAACGGAAACUGUCGUUCGCGUUGGCAAUGGUGGGCUGUCCGAGAGUGGUGCUGCUGGAUGAGCCUUCGACUGGCAUGGACCCAAGGAGCAAACGCUUCCUCUGGGAUACCAUCUUAGCCAGUUUUCAGGGCAAGAAAGGUGCUAUACUAACUACACAUUCCAUGGAAGAGGCUGACGCUUUAUGUUCUAGGGUCGGUAUUAUGGUCAAAGGAGGGCUAAGGUGUAUCGGCUCCACGCAACAUUUGAAAAAUCUGUAUGGUGCAGGAUAUACCUUGGAGAUGAAGAUUGGGUCAAACAAUCAGAAAGUGAUGAUGGAAUCAGACCUAUCGAUGACUCCAUCGCCGCUCAGAUCAAACGAAAAUUCGCCAUCACUAGGAGAGGCUGAUGAAGGUGGUUCCGGGGGAGGUUCAGUGGGGGGAGAAGCAGAGGGUGAAGCCGAAGCGGUGGAUGCCAGUAUACACACCCCACUUGUCGCAGGCACCCCACCCUCAGCCAGGCACAAUCACCAACGGACGGAGUCAAGUGGUGGUGCAAACGCAGAAGCUGCAAUAGCUUUAGUAGCGCAGUUAUUCCCAUCAGCGAUCUUAGAGGAAAAUUUCUCAGAGCGACUGGUUUUCUCCGUACCGCAGUCUUCUGUGUCCAGCCUCGCAAGAUGUUUCCAGCAGAUUGAGGAUGCGAAAGAGAAGCUUAAAAUUGUUGAGUACAGCUUCAGUCAGACGACACUGGAGCAGGUGUUCCUGAAAUUCGCACAAUCUGAAAACGUCGACUCUUCAGACCAAGAACAUUAA